AUGGGUAGAAAGGGACCCAAAAAGAACUACUUUGUAGUAUGCCGAGGCAGAAUGACCGGAAUUCUCAAUGGAUGGGUUCAGUGUGAAAUUUCUACAUCCGGAUUCUCUGGUGCUAGUUACAGAGGUUAUGUGACUCACAGCGAGGCUCAAAAAGCAUGGAAUGAAUGGCUAGAAUCACAAGGCCUUGCGCCGACAGAAGGCCCACCGCACGAUACGCUAAAGAAUAAUCUUACAGACAUGUCUGGGAUCGUAAAUCAAGCCGCGACCGAUAGUCAGCCACAAGCUCAUAUAGGGAUGAAAAGAAAAUACGAAGAUAAAAGUUCUUCACCAGACGUCAAGACUGGUGUUUUAGCUGGAGAAGUAAAUACUCAGCAUGUGGCAAAUACAUUUAUUGACCUCACAGAAAGUCCGGAACGUAUGACUUCGAACACAGAUCUUCUCUUGCCCGAAGAAAAAAGUGAUCCAGUGCUAAAGAAGGCAAAAUGUGAUAACAAUCCAGCAUCAAAUCUUGAUAUUGAGAUUCCGGAUUCCGAGUUUGAGCUUUCUGAUGACGAUAUUUUCAACAACAUCGAGGCGACGCGUAGAAGCUUUCCCAUGUCUGUUGUCAAGCUUACAGCAGAGCAAAAUACUGUAGUUCAGAUGGCAAUGAGCAGAGAUAACAUAUUUCUUACAGGUGCCGCAGGAUCCGGCAAAACAGCUACGCUCUUACGAAUUAUAGAAAGCCUAAAGGAAAAGCUGGGGGAUGGCGACCCGGACAUGCCAAAAGUUCAGGUUGCUGCUCCCACUGGAUUGGCGGCACUGCCCUUGAAUGGAAGAACCACAUAUUCUGUUGCUGGAUGGAAACCAGAUUCGUUCAAACAGCCUCUUGAUAAACUUCUUCAUUAUAAGACCAUAAAGAAGAGAACAGUUAAAGCGCUUCGAAAACUUGAAGUUUUAAUCUUGGAAGAAAUCUCAAUGGUGGAGAGCCAAUUUCUUGAGCGCCUCAAUUUACUUUUUCAAACAGUAAAGCAAAACAAGAAACCUUUUGGAGGUAUUCAGGUAAUAUUUCUGGGAGAUUUCUAUCAGAUUCCUCCUGUGAAACCGUUCGAGCAUUGCAUGGUAUGUGGAGUUGAAAUGUCAGGCGUUUUUGACCGUACUUGUGAGAAUAGCCUAUGCAAGAGCUGCCAUAUCCCCUUUAAGCCAGGGGACAAAUGGGCAUUCAAUGCCCCCGUGUGGAGAAAGCUCAACUUUAGACACGUCAAGCUGGAGCAAAUUCAUCGUCAAAAGGAUGAAACUUUCAAGGCACUCCUAAACAAAGUACGAAAUGGUGUUGACUUGAGUGAUGCAGAGUGGCAUGAUUUGAUUCGCCCUAAGAAGCUUCCCCCUAACGCUUUUCCUAUUCGUCUCAUGGCAAGACGAUUUGAUGUUGAUAGGUUCAAUUAUUCUCAAUUGAAUUUGUUACAAUCAGAAGCCAAGUUCUGGGAAGCCUACGACGAUUCGUGUAAACUGUUUGAACAAGACCACGACUACCUGCGUCAGCUCGAGAUUAAAGCUAAGUCGGAGAAAUAUAAAAUUGCCAUAUCGGAAUAUCAUCGCUUUCCCCCCAAGUUGACGCUAAAGGUUGGUGCUAAAGUAGUUUUGCUUCAAAAUCAAGGGCAAAAAAUCGGCUUGGUAAAUGGUUCUCAAGGAACAAUAGUUGGGUUCGCAAAUGCGAAAGAGUGGCGAGCAGAUGUCCAAGGCGAAGACUAUGCCGAUUGGCGACAAUUGCAAAUGCAACGUUUUGUUGAAAAAAAUUCUUGGAGACCUGUUGUGAAGUUUGCAAAUGGGAUAACGGCAGCGAUUUCACCGGUUGCAUCAGAGAGUUUAAUGGGAACGGCAGAAGAUAGAUAUCUUGCUUGCAGAACUCAAAUACCACUUAUCCUCGCCUGGGCUUUGUCAAUUCAUAAAAGUCAAGGUAUGACAAUGGAGCAUGUUGAGGUAUCAAGGAAGGAUAUUUUUGAGUCGGGUCAAUUAUAUGUUGCUUUAUCACGAGCAACGACGUUGGAGGGUCUCACGGUUACGGGUUACUCUAGGGAACAAAUCGCUAUGGAUGAGGAGGUUGUGAACUUUUAUCAAAAGACGCAGUGGGAGAAUUUACAACCUCCUCCUGAAUGA
This is a messenger RNA of Botrytis porri, 2133 nucleotides long. RefSeq lists its product as uncharacterized. Lineage: Eukaryota; Fungi; Ascomycota; Leotiomycetes; Helotiales; Sclerotiniaceae. The record is from RefSeq and is a predicted model, not a curated record. Gene Ontology annotation, biological process: telomere maintenance; DNA repair. Gene Ontology annotation, molecular function: DNA helicase activity; ATP hydrolysis activity. The transcript has a single exon. Bases 1 to 2133 code for a protein of 710 amino acids.